This is a messenger RNA of Paramuricea clavata, 1952 nucleotides long. Lineage: Eukaryota; Metazoa; Cnidaria; Anthozoa; Malacalcyonacea; Plexauridae. The record is from the annotation of a GenBank genome assembly.
AUGAGCACGGAUUUAUCGAGGAAGAAAAAGUUAAGAGGGGCUCAUCGAGCGUCCGCCACACGACUUCAAAAGACGGUGAGUGAAGUACUUAUUUCUUUUGACCCAAAUAAUCUGGAAGAAAUUGUGCCCAAACUGAAUCAACUUAAAACUAGCAUGAAAGAAAAACUUGAAACUUUAAAGGUCCUUGAUGAGGAAAUUCUUGAACUAGUUGAUGAAGCUAAUAUUGAAGAAGAAAUAGAACAGUGCGAUAUUUGUAGAGAAAGCUUGCAGUUGGCUUUAGAAAAUGUAGAAAGAGCACUUAAUACCUCCAGCAUGUCUAGUUUAGCUGUGUUAUCGAAUGUGACUGAAAAUACAACAAGUAACAACCCCACCAGUACCCAGUCAAGCCCCCACAUCACCUCAAGGCUCUAGUGCUAGCACUGCAAGCACUGCAAGCACGUCGUUACUACAGAAUCAAUAUUCAAGUCAGCAUGAUACAUCAAAUGAAAAUGGAAUGCCAAAUCUGGGUCAGCCUUCUAUGUCAACUGUGAAUCAACCCCAACCAGUAGAGCAUCCUACCAUACCACCUGCAUCAACCGAUAACCCUGGGGAGCAUCCAGCUGUCCAACCAAUCAAUCAUGUAGCACAAGUAAAAUUGCCAAAAUUAAUCCUUAAAAGGUUUUCUGGGGAUCCUAGUCAAUGGAACCCAUUCUGGGAUACAUUUGAAGCCUCCAUCCACAACAAUCCCUCCUUAGCACCGAUUGAUAAAUUCAAUUAUCUCAAGUCUUUCAUGGACGGAGCUGCUGCUGAAUCCAUUGCUGGAUUGUCUUUAACUAAUGCUAAUUAUGAAGACGCAAUUGUUAUUUUGAAAUCAAGGUUUGGGAACAAACAGCAAAUUAUAAAUCGACAUAUGGAUAUUCUGUUAAAUCUUCCAUCAGUUAAUUCUGAAAACAACCUGAAGGGUUUGCGCCAACUUCAUGAUACGGUGCAAUCACACAUUAGAACCUUGAAAUCUAUGGGAGUAGCCCCUGAAUCUUAUGGUGGCCUUCUUUCUUCAAUGUUAAUGUCCAAGCUACCAACAAAUCUACAGCUGGUUGUUAGCAGAGUGGUUAAGGAAAACGAAUGGAAUUUGGACAAACUAUUAAAUACCUUGCAGCAAGAGUUAGAAGCCAGGGAGAGAAUUAAGGUACCUGCAACCAACAAGGAUUUUAAGAAAUAUCACGGUUCAGCCUCAGCAUUGAUGGCCGGUAAUAAUCCAAGUUGUACUUACUGCAGGGGGUCCUGCAGUAAGUACAACUUGGAUUAUUACUGGGGGAUCAAGGGACUGUACAACUGUGACUAGUCCUGCUGCUCGUCAAGAUAUUUUACGGAAGACGGGGAGAUGUUUUGUGUGCCUAAGAAAGGAUCAUAUCAGUCCAAGUUGCAAGUCAACAACACGGUGCUACUCGUGUAAGGGGCGACAUCAUGUUAGCAUAUGUAAGGGUAAGAAGCCACCUCAUAGGGACCCUCCUGAGGAACAUGGGCAAAGCGGAUCCAACAAGUCAAAGGAAAGUCCUAGUUUGGGAACCCAUCCUGACGCAACUGUCUGUCACACGACCUCAUCGAACUGUGUCCUUCUCCAAACCGCAAGAGCAAAUAUAUAUAACCCAGAUAAUCCUAAUGGUCCCAAGGUCAAAGCGAGACUAAUCCUGGAUGGCGGCAGUCAGUGCUCGUACGUCAGCAGAGCACUGACGGGAACUCUCGGUCUGCAGUCAAAGGGUCAAAGGUCGGUAAACAUAAAAACAUUUGGCUCUAGCGAGACUAAUGCUCAAGUUAUUGAUGUGGUGAAUCUUGGAAUAGAAACUGCCUAUGGAGCAAACAUUGAAAUGUUAGCAUUUAAUGUGCCAUUAAUUUGUCAGCCAUUAAAGAACCAAUUCGUGUCAAAUGCUAGCAAGACCUACGUACCCUCAUCUCGCCAACCUCCACCUAGCUGA